Molecule: messenger RNA, 1620 nt
Organism: Cydia fagiglandana
Lineage: Eukaryota; Metazoa; Arthropoda; Insecta; Lepidoptera; Tortricidae
Product: cytochrome P450 4d2-like
Exons: 9
Molecular function (GO): heme binding; oxidoreductase activity, acting on paired donors, with incorporation or reduction of molecular oxygen; monooxygenase activity
Source: RefSeq, a predicted model, not a curated record
ACUAGCUAAGCACCUAUGGCCGCAGCGCACGGACAUACUCGUAGCGAAUUUUUAAGUUGACUGCAGAACGCUAAAAAUAAGCGUUUUUGUUUAACAAGUUUCUGAACAAUUGUAGUGAUCGAUCCAUUACGAAAGCAAUCAUCGAUCUGAAGAGUGUUGCUGCGCUGACGUACGCGAGUGGUAACUGUCGAAGAGCUGUGAAAGAGCGUCAGGAUGCUGUGGCAGCUGGUGGUGGUGGCGCUGACGCUGGCGUGGCUGCACUACCGCUGGCGCCGGCGCGCCAUACACCGCCUGCACGCGGCGCUGGCCGCCGACCUGCCUGCACACCCCCUCCUGGGUCACGCCACCUUACUCCUCGGCACUGAUGAAGACCGGAUGAAGGCGUUCCAGCUGAUCGGACGCACGGCGCUGCGGCAGGGCGGGCUGGCCAGCGCCUGGAUGUUCAACCGACUCUACGUGGUGGUAGCGGACGCAGCGGUGGCGGGCGUGGUGGCGCGACGCUGCCUCGACAAGGACGAGGCGACGAUGGGCUUCAUCCGCACGCUGAUCGGCAACGGCAGCAUCUUCGCACCAGUGGAAAUUUGGCGUCCGCGGCGCAAGAUUUUGGCCCCGGUAUUCGGCGUACGGCGCGUGGCGGCGUACGUGGGCGUGUUCGACCGGCACGCCGCCGCCGCCGCCGACCAGCUGCGCGCGCGCGCCGCCGCCGCCGCCGGGGACUUCUCGCUCUGGGACACGCUCAUCGCCUACACCUUCGAUGCCGUCUGCGAGACGUCGCUGGGCGUGCAGCUGCGGUCGCAGGGCGGCGCGCCGCACCCGUUCCUGCGCGCGUUCGCGGGCGCGCAGCGCGAGCUGGCGCGCCGCAUGUGCGCGCCCUGGCUCUACCCCGACGCCGUGUACCGCGCGCUGCCGCCGCACCGCCGCUUCCGGCGCUACCGCACCCAGAUACACCGCUUCAUAGACGAGAUAAUAAGGGACAAGCGAAAGGCAAUGUCAUCACUAGAAAAUAAAGGCAAGUUAAGACCGAGUAUUGCAGAGUCUGGUAGUGCGGGGGGCGCGGGCGAGGAGGAGAGCGAGCAGUUGAGCUUCCUGGAGCGGAUGGUGCGGGGCGGCGAGUACUCGGAGCGCGAGCUGCGCGAGGAGGUGAUGGUGCUGGUGAUGGCCGGCUCCGACACCACCGCGCUCGGCGCCGCCUUCGCGCUGCUGCUGCUGGCGCGACACCCCCUACUGCAGGACCGCCUGCGCACAGAGUUGGUGGAGGUGCUGGGCGACGGGUGUGGCGCGGUGUCGGCGGCGGCGCUGGCGCGGCUCAGGUACCUGGACGCCGUGGUGCGCGAGGCGCUGCGCCUCUACCCGCCCGUGCCCGUCACCGUGCGCGAGGUGCACGACGACCUCGCGCUACCGGGCGGGCUGGUGCUGCCGGCGGGCGUGGCGGUGCUCCUCAACACGUGGGCGACGCACCGCAACGCGGCGUACUGGGGCGCCGACGCCGACACCUUCCGCCCCGAGCGCUUCCUGGAGGCGCCGCUGCGGCACCCCGCGCAGUUCAUGCCCUUCGGCUACUCCACGAGGAACUGUCUCGGUAACAUAUCUACCACCUCCUCCUCCCACCUACUGGAGCGC